CUUUUCGUUUCUAAAAAAUUCAAAAUGGCGUCAGUGACACAUUCGAGGCUGUCAAAUCAGCUUGGGAUACGCCUAAAGUUUACUCUUUUUUAAUUGAUAUUUAUAAAGAAAAUACAAUAAUAUGAAUACAGUACGAAUUAACAAUCUAAUCACGAAGGCUGUAAACUAGAUCAUAGAGAAUUAAAAUGGAAGCAAUAGUGGAAUACAACUAUGUGGCUCAAGAGCCUGAUGAAUUGACCCUGAAAAAAGGAGACGUCAUUAAAGAUAUCAAAAUGUCACAUGGAGGUUGGUGGGAAGGAACAUUGAAGGAUAAACGCGGCAUGUUUCCCGACAAUUUUGUCAAGGUUUUGGAACCGUCGGUGGGAUCAGCAACAGGAACGCUGGCUGGAAAUCGAACAAAUACAGGAAUUGGUGAAGGUAGCUCGAGUUCGAAAUGUAAUGAUGAUGUGACACUACGUAAUGGAGGAUCGGGAAGACGUUAUUGUCGUGUUUUAUUUAGUUAUGAACCAUGUAAUGGCGAUGAAUUGAAACUUGUACCCAAUGAUAAUGUUGAAUUUUUGGGUGAAGUUGAAGAAGGCUGGUGGCGUGGAAGACUUAAUCGACGUGUUGGCGUUUUUCCCUCAAAUUUCGUGAGUCCUCCAUCUCAUGAGGAAACGACAAAGACUAAAGAAAAGGAUGCUGAUGAAUUAUGUCGAGUUCUAUUUCCCUACGAGUCAACGAACGAAGAUGAAUUGACAGUUGUAGAAGGCGAUAUAAUUAAAUUAAUCUCACGAGACGCUCCCGAUAAGGGAUGGUGGCAAGGUUCACUUAGAGGACAAAUAGGAUUAUUUCCCGAUAAUUUUGUUGAAGUUAUAAGUUCAAAAAAUGACCAAGAACAUGAUCAAUGUCAAGAGGCAAAUCAAAUCGGGUCAAAAAUUAAGCACUCAAUAAAACGAACUGAAAAAGCGCACAGAAAAAGUCUAGAUUCUAAGACCGCUAAGACAGAUACAGUUGGUAAGAAAGUAUCGUCACCAUCUUCACCUCCAGGAAGCGGAAGUAGUGAUAAAAAGUCUAUUUUAUCUAGUUUAAAACGCCUCGUAGGCGACAAUGGCAGUAGUAAUAAUAAUAAUGGAAACGGAAGCGUAAGUAUGGGUUUAGAGGAAGAAUUGGACGGCGUUGAACGAGGAGAAGGUUUACCUCUUUCACAUUUGACGGCCUCCAGAGCUAAAGCCCCACGAAGACGACCUCCUACUACUCAACAUUUACGACACACGGCUGCAUCUUCAAUUACUUCAUUAACUACUUCAGGAACUGCUGUCAACGUAGAGGAUAAUAUGACGAAUGGAAAUUCUGAAAAUUCGACCGAACCACUUAGAGAAGAUGAUGGCGAUGGUCCAAUAGGAAAACGAAAGCCACCAUGGGUGGAUGAGUUAAAGCAAAAUCAAUUGGAAAGAAAAAAGCAUGGAAUUGAUCGAGUGGAUAAAAGCGAAGUCAAAAAGGAAAGAAUAAUUACAAGUUUUCAACGACUACGAACAUCGACAAAUGUGGCGGAAGUUGGCAUAAAGCCGGAGACAGGUACUGAAGAGAAAUCGAAAGAAAAUGAAAAAGCAACUCCAACAGAAUCGUCAAAUCAUAUUUUGUCGACUACUGCAAAUACCACACAACCAGCCUUUGUUCCGUAUCAUUUAUAUAGCCAACUUUUAGAUAGGGUCGGUGUAAUGGAGGAAAAACAAAUAAUGCUACAAAGAACCGUAAAUCAACUUUCUGAAAAGUUGUCUUCAUUGAUGUCCAACAGUUCAACAAAUGAGGAAUAAUUUUAAAACGGAUUGCUCUCCAUUUUUAUUCCCUCCCUUCAUUUCGAAUGACAAAAUUGGUUGUCGCUGUAAGUAACCUAACGUUUAGUAAUUGUUAUAUAUUAUACAUAUAAAUAUAUAUAUAUAUUCAUACAUAUAUAUAUAUUUAUUAAUAUUGAAAGCAAAUCGGGAUGAAAUUUUACUAAUUGCAUUUAAAUCGAAGACUUAUCUUAAACGCAACAUUCCAAGUAACAUUCUAUUAUUUCAAACAUUUUUAAUCAAUAUAUAUAAUUGACGACUUUUUUUGCGUAUAGAAAGAAAAAAACGAAUAUUUUUUAAAAUUAUGCAUGGUGGUAAUUGAAACAAAAGAAAACCGAAUAUUGAAACUACGCAAAAAAGAAAGAAAUUCGGUUAGUGAUUUGUAAGUACUUUGUAAGUAAAUUAAAAAAAAUUUAUUGACCAUAAGAAGCAAUUUUAAGAAAUUAGUACUGUAAGUUUCUUUGACUCGUUGUGCCAACACGUUCCGAGUUCUCAGUUUUUUUAACAGACAAAUCACGAAUAUGUAAUUAAAAAAGAAACAAAUUAAAUUACAAUUCAACUUGAAAAAAUGUGAAAUUAAUCAAAUUUAGUAACAAUUUCUUUUUUAAGAGAAUGAAUUUUAAUUAACUUCUAGUCGUAUUUAACGAAAUUUUGAUUGAAAAUAAUUUUAUAGAAAUAAUUCUUGGAAGAAAAUUUUUAACUUAUUUCUAAUACUAUUAAUUAAACUAAUGAAAAAGAAAUAAUUGCAUUUCGUUUUGUCCGGUGAUUAGAGUAAGAAAUUGUGAUUUAGUAGAUCUGAGCAAGAGUAAUGUACAGAAAGAGAAAGAAAGAAAAAGGAAAUAACCUUUUAAAAAAAAUUAAAUUCUCAGAUCAACGUAAAAAUAAAAAUAAAAUGACGAAAAGAGAUUGAUUUCACAAAGAAUGAUCAUGAUAUAAAAGAAAAUAUCGUUGCGAUGAAAUUGCUUUAUAAAAAAAAAAAAAAAUGAUAUAAACAUAAUAAUUUUUUUCUUAUUUUAUAAUUCUGAUCUGUAUAUAUUUAAACACCGAGCCAUUAUUCCAAAAAUCAUGGAAAAAAAAUAUAUAUAUAUAUUCCUGCGCUUUGUUAUGGUUUUACAUGGUGCUGUCAGAAAAAAAAUAUAGUUGUUAAAAAUAAUAAUAAUUAUUAUUAAUAAUAAUUAAUGAAACAAAACAAAUAUUAAUAAAUACAUAAUAAAUAAUGUGAAAAAAACAUAAUCGCAAAGAAUACAUAAUCAUAAUGAAAAGCAUCAAUGUGCAAUAAAAGCUUUUUAUAUCGCGAGCAGGUAUUUUGCUAUUCGACCAAUACUUUUUUCAAUAGACCAAUUAUCUUUCACCUGAAAUCAAUCAUUUUGUACUUUUAUAGAAUGAGAAUCGUAUUUUCAUUAAAUCAGAUUUAAUUUAUUUAUGUAAGAACUAAACACUUUUUUAUCAAAGUGAUAUGACAAAUAUCGUACAAAUUUGUCUUGUUAAACUACAAAAAAAAUUUUUUUGUCUAGAUAAACUUAAUAACAAUUCGUCUUAACGUAAUAUAAAUUUUAUUUUAGAGUUGUUACAUAAAAGUAAAUCAACUCUUGAUGUUGUGCAUAAUAAUCUAAUAACUAAAUAAAAAUAGAAAAUAUCCCACGAAUACUAUUUUUUAUAUUAAAAUUUUCCUGUAUAAAUACUUGAAUUAACAAUUUUGGGUUUUAUUAAUUGUUUAAAUAUUUAAAUUAAAAUUUUUGAGUUUGAUGGAUUUUUAAAAAUUAUUAUUUUCUAUUUAAAUAGAUGUUCUUUUUUAAUUUCGAUAGUUUUAAUGUUUUUAUACAAAUUUCUAAAAUACAAUAUAAAAUGAAUUUCAUUAACAUUUUUAAUACUCCAAAUUAUAAUUUAUGUUAAGUAAGAAAAACUUACAUUUUAAUGGUAUUAUUUAGUCUAUAAUAUUAUUUAUUAAAUUUUUAUUUUUAUUAAAUAUAUAAUCAUUUUUUUUACAGUUGGUAUAAAAUGAGUAAAUAUUCUUUUUGUGUAUUUUAAAAAUGUGUAUAUAAACAUUUUAGAAAAGUACAGAUGAAGCUCGUUUAUUUGAAAAUCAAUUGAAUUUAAAUUAUCGAGGUUCUACUGUAUUAUGGAAAUUAAAAUUGGAAUUUAAAAAUAGUUCAUUUUUAAUUAACACUUCUUAUUCAGGGAACAAUACCGGCUAUAUUUUUUGCAAAAAAAAGCAAUUUGUACAAAUGUAUCAAGAGUCGAUUUAAUUAAAUAUAGUAUAUUUACUGCUUGCUUCCGAUAAUUGCUGUGUAAUUAAUAUUAUACUGGGAAUUCGGUCCCUUGCAUUUUCGUGAUAUUCCAUUAAUACGAGUCUUAAAAAUAAAAUAAAUAAUGUUGGGUGCAGCUUACAAAUCUACGUUAAUAUUAUAUAUUAUAUUACCAUAGUAUAAUAUUAUAUAAGUUAAUGUCUGAAUUAACGUUUGUGAAAAAUUCAGACAUUACUGAUUUAAUCUUUUUUUUUUUAAAAAAAAAAAAAAAGGUUCUAGAUUUUUAAGAGCAAACACUAAAAACAACGUUGAGGAUUGUGGAUUUAAGAUAAAGAGAAAGAAAAAGAAAAGAAAAUUGAAACCUAUAUGUAUAUAGCGUAUAUCUAGAAAUAAAAUGGAUUUUAUAUUUUCUCUCGUUUCUCUCAUCGAGUCAAUGUUAGGCAUAUUGUGCCAAGACUUAAAACUCGUGUGUGCAUUUGUAUAUAUUUUAUUUGAAUAUAAAAAAUUUUUUUUUUCUUUA
Molecule: messenger RNA, 4577 nt
Organism: Leptopilina boulardi
Lineage: Eukaryota; Metazoa; Arthropoda; Insecta; Hymenoptera; Figitidae
Product: SH3 domain-containing kinase-binding protein 1-like
Exons: 9
Coding region: 186-1793 (535 amino acids)
Molecular function (GO): protein binding
Source: RefSeq, a predicted model, not a curated record